AUGGGUGAAAGUAAAAAAUCCUCAUCAUUUCAUCUUAAAGCAAUCAAUCACAAGUUAACUCUUGGAUCAUUGGACAAUUUUAACGAUUGUCAAUUCAAAUAUGAUACCAAAAUUCUGAAUGCUGGCCUUUUUUUCGACAAAAUCAUAGCAACUUUUGGCUGUUUAAUUUUAAUUGGCGGUCCACAAGUCGCCAUAAUCGUAUUUUACUAUAUUGGUUAUACGAAUAUUCUUGGAGAUGUCAUAUGCAUACUUAAUAUAUCCAUUUUUAGUUUAACUAUAAUUUGUUUCCUCAAGGCCACCUUCAAAUCGCCCGGUUUUAUACCCAGAUUACCAGAUUCAUGCACUGCAUACGAUGCAAUUUCUGGUCUCUAUCGUAAAUCCCAGCCUCUGAAAUACAUCGAAAUGCCUAUAAAUGGGCAACUUUUAAAGAUCAAAUACUGCAAUACAUGUAACAUUUAUCGCCCACCACGCACAGUCCAUUGUUCUUCUUGCGGUGGAUGUGUUGAAAGAUUCGAUCACCAUUGUCCAUGGAUAGCCAAUUGCGUGGGCGCUAGAAAUUAUACCUAUUUCUUCAUUAUGUUAUCCCUUUGUAGCCUUUCGAUAUUGUUGAUUAUGGUACUAACAUGUCUAAUGUUGUCCUUAUCACUUAGUCAUACUGAUAAUAAUGAUUUGGUACAGUGGAAAACUUGGUUUUUAUUCGCGUUCGGCUUGCUUUACGCGAUAAUUGAGGGAUGGCUUAUAAUUGGUCUACUAGUUUUUCACUGGUACAUCUUGACGAAAAAUUACACCACAUACGAUAAGAUUAAAAAUCAAUAUAACGAUUAUAAUCCCUUCGCUCGUAGCAUGUGGUUGAAUUGUAUUACAGUGCUUGUUAAUGGAUGCAGUAUGGCAGCGCCUUUUAGACGCAAGAGACCCCCGCGUAAUCAGCAAUAUGAUGGAGGAAUCUUUUCACCAGUGGCUGGGUACAGAUUAGAAUUGAAUUCUAGCGAUAGCGAUGACGAAUUAAACCUAUCUCUCGCUAGUGACAAAUAUAUUCGUAACAGCCAUGUUUCGGAUGAAUUAAAUCCUGAUAUUGACAGGAAAAAGAAGAAACAAGGUAAAACUAGGGACGUAUUUGGAUUGACUAAUUAA
Messenger RNA from Babesia microti strain RI, 1131 nucleotides. RefSeq names its product DHHC palmitoyltransferase. The transcript is spliced from 2 exons. Gene Ontology annotation, molecular function: protein-cysteine S-palmitoyltransferase activity. Gene Ontology annotation, biological process: peptidyl-L-cysteine S-palmitoylation; protein targeting to membrane. The record is from RefSeq and is a predicted model, not a curated record. Bases 1 to 1131 code for a protein of 376 amino acids. Lineage: Eukaryota; Apicomplexa; Aconoidasida; Piroplasmida; Babesiidae. Gene Ontology annotation, cellular component: endoplasmic reticulum; Golgi apparatus.